AUGUCUCGCAGAGGCGGUGGGGGUAGGACCAUGCCCCGCGAGGUCGUCCUCUCUAAAGCCCUCUCGCAUCUCCUGCGGCACUCGGCAGACAGAGAGAAUCUGAAAGUCAGCGAAGAGGGAUACGUUAACGUAGCGGAACUCCUGGAAACCCGAAAAGUAAAACCUCUGAAAGCAACGUUGGCCGAGAUAUUAGAGGCUGUAUCUAGCUCAGACAAGCAGCGCUUCUCGCUGCUCUACGUCCCUUCUGUGAAUACAGGAGAAGACGGGACGAAAGACGAGGCUGCCACUGCAGCUUCAGAAGAGAAACAGAAAUCCGCGACGGCGCAUGCAUUAUCUGUCAAGGAUGAGGAUGCCUCGCAUUUCCUGAUCCGCGCAACGCAGGGACAUAGUAUGAAAUGCGUGAAUACAACACUAUUCCUUGAAAAGCUCAGUCUCGACGACGACAACAGUAGCAACAGCAUAGAAAAGGACGCUGCGUCGCUUCCUGAGACGGUCGUGCAUGGUACAUACCACGGCGCAUGGCCAUUGAUACUUGCUUCUGGCGGCCUGCGGGCUAUGACCAGAGCUCAGGUGCAUUUCGCGAUUGGGCCGACGAUCGACGAAGUUCUGCCCAACGGCCGCGAUGCGCCGCCUGCGAAAUUGUCGAUUGAUAAAUCGAAGAGAACCGUGAUUUCCGGAAUGCGGUCUGAUGCUGAGAUUCUGAUUUAUAUUAAUCUGCGAAAGGCGUUGCAGGCCGGUUGCCCGUUUUAUAGGAGUGAGAAUGGUGUUAUUUUGAGUGAAGGCAUGGUUCCUGCUGAUGCGUCGGCGGGGAAGACCGUACCGGUGGAGUUCUUUGAUUUGGUGGUUGAGAGGAAAGCUGGUCUGGGUGUCUUGUGGGAAGAUGGGAAGGUUGUGCAGGAAUUACCGGAGCAUUUGGCUGGGAAAGCAAAUCCGAAAGCCCAUAGCGGCGGAGGGAGAGGGAGGGGAAGGGGCAGGGAAAGGGGACGAGGAAGGGAGGAGUCGCAUUAA
Molecule: messenger RNA, 1008 nt
Organism: Talaromyces proteolyticus
Lineage: Eukaryota; Fungi; Ascomycota; Eurotiomycetes; Eurotiales; Trichocomaceae
Product: phosphotransferase 1
Exons: 2
Coding region: 1-1008 (335 amino acids)
Biological process (GO): tRNA splicing, via endonucleolytic cleavage and ligation
Molecular function (GO): tRNA 2'-phosphotransferase activity
Source: RefSeq, a predicted model, not a curated record